CUGAGUUCGAAUACUUCCUUCUGUCGGCUCUUUUUUCAGGGUCUCAACUAUAUACAUAACUCAUUUCUCUGCUAUCAUGGCCGUUUGACUUCAUCAAGCUGCCUAGUGACAGAUUCAUUUCAAGUUAAAUUGUGCGAUUACGGACUGUCGGAGCUUGCUCGAGUAAGUCUGGUGCGGAACUGUUGGCGAGAAAACCCAAUAAACCGGCCGACGACAGAAUUCAUUUGUGAGGAGCUUCAAAUGUUGUUGUCAACAGCCAGUCACUCCAAUCUUAUGGACCAUGUGUUUUCCAUAAUGGAGGAGUAUACAUGGACACUAGAACAGGAGAUUAGUGAUCGCACGAAAGAGCUCACAGAGCAAAAGAAGAAGGCUGAUCUCCUGCUGAGCAAGAUGCUACCAAGAGAAGUGGCAGAACGCUUGAAAAAGGGACAGUCUGUUGAUCCAGAAGGCUUCGACAGCGUGACUGUAUUCUUCUCUGAUGUUGUAAAGUUCACAAUUCUUGCAGCCAAGUGCACUCCAUUUCAGGUUGUGGGUCUUCUGAAUGAGUUGUAUAGCAGUUUCGAUACUUUGAUUGAACAACAUGGAGUAUAUAAGGUUGAAUCAAUCGGAGACGGCUAUCUUUGCGUAUCUGGUCUACCAGCUAGAAAUGGGCAUAGGCACAUAAAGGAAAUCGUGGAGAUGUCUCUGAGUUUCAUGGAUUAUGUCGAUCAAUUCAAGGUGGUUCCAUUCCCAGAUGAGAAGAUUCAAUUGAGGAUUGGAGUAAAUAGUGGUUCGUGUGUCGCUGGAGUAGUUGGUUUGAGUAUGCCACGUUAUUGUCUUUUCGGUGAUACUGUAAAUACGGCAUCAAGGAUGGAAAGCAACGGAAAACAAAGGUAUCUGAGUUCGAGACUGGUGUGUCCUAAAUGGAAGACGGUUCUGAUCGUAAGUCGCCUUCAGCUGGAAGAAUUCAUCUCAGUGGAAGUGCGUUCACAAUGUUGCAACAACACUAUCACGGAGAAUAUAUUAUAG
This is a messenger RNA of Haemonchus placei, 1008 nucleotides long. The record is from the annotation of a GenBank genome assembly. Lineage: Eukaryota; Metazoa; Nematoda; Chromadorea; Rhabditida; Trichostrongylidae.